CGUCUCAGAAAUUAUCUUAAUGAAAACAAAUGUUAUAAUAAAAACUGUUUGAAUAUCAAGAGACAGGCAUUAUCACACCACUAGGUGGAUUAAAAACUUAAUUUUUUAAUUCAAUUUGAGAUUGUGGUUUCUAUCGUAGCCUGAACUCCCUCUGUUGGGUAGUUUUACUGAAAGAACGAAUGAAAGGUGACAUCUUAAAAAUUUACACGAAAGUUAAAAAGCUCAACCGUUGGGCAUUUCCACUCUGUGUAGUAACGUAAUAAUCAAAAGAGAAAGUCUAGAGAACGUAAACAACGAGAAACUGUCAAGAACACUUUGACAGAUUGGACUUUUUCUUAUGUUUGAUGCUCUCUUUAUGUUUAUCCGGCUUUUUCGAGGUAUCUGUUUGUAAAUUAAUCAUUCAUAAUUGUUAAAAAUUCAACGAAAUGAGCAAUAGCAAAAGAAAGGGAUUUGAUAAAGUUCCCGAUCAAAUCUGUCAAUAUGGAACGGACUGUUAUCGCAAAAAUCCAAACCAUUUCAAGGAAUUUUCUCACCCACAUUUAGAAUCAAUAGUUAGUGAUGCUCCAUCUAAGGAUAGUUAUAAAAUUCCUGAUCAUCUCUCUAUGAGUAGAGAGGUUGUUGGAGAGCAAUUGAAGAUUGUAGCACAAAUUUAUCCAGAACUUUUGAAUAACAUCCAACCAUCAACGAAGGUAUUGAAAAAUUCGGCAAUUCACGAUGAACAGCUUUCAUCCUGUAGUACUCCGAAACCUUCUUUGGCUAAUGAAAAAAACGUCAACAUUGAUACUUCACGGCCAAAUGCCGUUACGGAUCUUUUUGCUGAACGUCGUGCUAAAAUGUCCAAACAGUAUGCAGAAAAUAAAUUAUCUGAAGUGAAGCAAACACCUAGCACUGCUCAUGCAGGUUCAAACGAUCCUUCAAAACCAGUAGGAAUAUCGUUGAAAAAAGUGAUACCACGUAAUAUAAACGAUUAUUAUCCGGUAGUGGCACCUCGUGGACAAAUGGCGAAAAAAUUGGAAUCUGCUGCUCCAUACAACUUUUUUCUUACAACAAUCACCGAUGCCAAGGUAACUCACCGGGAACCACUAUCGAUAACGUUUCAGGAAUUACUCGACAACAGCUUGGGAGACUUAGAAUCAUCUGUACAAAUGAAUUUUAUGGUAGAUAUUGGAUGGCUUUUAGGGCACUACUUCUUCGCUGGCUACGAGGAUCGCCCACUGUUAAUUUUGUACGGAGAUGAAACACCGGAAUUGAAAACGGUAUCAUCCAAGAAACCGAAUGUAACAGCUGUGAAAGUGCACAUUGCAACGCCUUUUGGAGUACAUCACACCAAAAUGGGGCUGUACGCAUACACGGAUGGUUCCAUGAGGAUUGUCGUUUCAACUGCUAAUUUGUACGAAGACGAUUGGCACAAUCGAACGCAGGGACUUUGGGUGAGUCCAAAGCUACCACCGGUUCCUGAGGAUGCUGACACCGGAUUUGGAGAAAGUGGUACAGGAUUCAGAGGAUGCUUGAUUUCGUAUUUGAAUGCCUACAAAAUAUCUCAACUGCAGCCAUGGGUUGCAAGAGUGCAAAAAACUGAUUUUUCAGUAGUUAAUGUGUUCUUGGUGGCAUCGGUUCCUGGUGGUCAUCUGAAUACUCCGAAGGGUCCACUUUGGGGACAUCCCCGAAUGGGGUAUCUACUUGGGCAACAUUCUGCCCCAAUUGAUGAUACAUGUCCGCUUGUGGCACAAAGUUCCAGCAUCGGUAGUUUAGGACCGAAUCCUCAGUCUUGGGUUUUGUCAGAGCUCAUGGCAAGUUUUAGGAGAGAUUCUGUCCCAAUUGGUUUACGAAGAAUACCCGCUUUCAAGAUGAUUUUUCCAAGCUUCAGUAAUGUUAGGAAUAGUCACGAUAAUCUACUAGGGGGAGGAUGCCUGCCUUAUAUGAAGGCCACUAACGACAAACAGUUGUGGCUCAAGGAUCAUCUUCAUCAGUGGAUAAGUGAGUCCAGAAACCGAACGAAGGCGGUGCCUCACAUCAAAACGUAUUGUCGGUGGUCGCACCGUGGUCUCUAUUGGUUCCUGUUGACGUCUGCGAAUCUGUCCAAAGCGGCAUGGGGAGUUUACAACAAAUCUGCCAAAUUUGAGGCUCCAUUGAGAAUAAACAGUUAUGAGGCGGGAGUUUUGUUCCUGCCAAAAUUUGUGAUAGGUGAUAACUUUUUUCCAAUGGAUUCUAAAGCGGACCUGCAGCAUGCUCCGUUUCCGAUGCCGUAUGAUGUUCCCAUCAUUCCUUAUGCUCCAGAAGAUAGUCCAUUUUUUAUGGAUUAUUUAAGACAAUAAUUAUAGGUCCAGUUUAGGAGUUAUUCUGCAAAAUAAAAUAAAAUGUUUUUGUUUUGUA
Malaya genurostris is the source of this 2373-nucleotide messenger RNA. It is a transcript of the gene gkt, whose product is annotated as probable tyrosyl-DNA phosphodiesterase. Gene Ontology annotation, biological process: double-strand break repair; single strand break repair. Gene Ontology annotation, molecular function: double-stranded DNA binding; single-stranded DNA binding; 3'-tyrosyl-DNA phosphodiesterase activity. Bases 426 to 2315 code for a protein of 629 amino acids. Gene Ontology annotation, cellular component: nucleus. The record is from RefSeq and is a predicted model, not a curated record. The transcript has 5 exons. NCBI's taxonomy places the organism in Eukaryota, Metazoa, Arthropoda, Insecta, Diptera, Culicidae.